CGCCUGCGCACGAGAGGGGGCAACAAAGACUCCGUCGCCAUGGCGACAGCGGCCGCGGCCGCCAUGAUCCCGCCGCCGGACUCGCUGCUGCGGUACAACCCGCCGGUGCUCGUCACUCGCCGCACGGAGAAGCGCUCCCCCGACGCGCCUCCCGCUCUCUGCUCUCCGCACCCCUCGCUCAACUGACCCCGCCGCCGCCCGCCCCGCCGCCCGCCCCCCCCUCCCUCCGCCCCUGCCCCCCCCGAGUCCGCGAAGCAGCCGCAGGAGCUCCUCAACGCCAUCCUGCCGCCGCGGGAGUGGGAGGAGGAGAACCAGCGGUGGGUGCAGGAGGUGUCCAGCGCGCCCAGCACCCGCCUGGACGUCGUCCACCUGCAGGAGCAGCUGGACCUGCGGCUGCAGCAGAGGCAGGCGCGGGAGACCGGCAUCUGCCCGGUGCGCAGGGAGCUCUACACGCAGUGCUUCGAUGAACUGAUCCGUGAAACUACAAUUAACUGUGCAGAGCGAGGACUCUUGCUGCUUCGAGUCAGGGAUGAAAUCCAAAUGACAAUUGCUGCUUACCAGACACUGUACGAGAGCAGUGUUGCGUUUGGCAUGCGGAAGGCACUACAAGCUGAGCAGGGCAAAUCUGACAUGGAAAAAAGAAUUGCAGAGCUAGAAGAGGAAAAGCGGCAGCUGGAAAGACAAGUGAGUGAACAGAAAGCUAAAUGUGAAGCCAUUGAAAAACGUGAAAGUGAAAGGCAACAGAUAGAAGAAAAGAAACACACUGAAGAGGUUCAGUUCCUGAAACGAACAAAUCAACAGCUGAAGGCCCAACUUGAAAGCAUCAUUGCACCAAACAAGUAGAUUUUUUUGCUGUUCUCCAGGCAGUGCUCAGAAGAGCUGUCAGAGCAAGAAGUUUGCAAUUAGUGACAAAGAUUUGUCUUCAUAAAGCAAUCUUGAAUUUUCACUUACCAGUAACUGAAGGCAGCGUAAUUGUAUUAUUUCUUCCUUUUUCUCUUGGAGAGUUGAAAUUCAAGAGCUUCAUUAAUUACUGCACUCUCUUUCAAUGCCACCUCAGCACUCAGCUCCUUAAAUAGUGAACCUGUCUGGGACUUGCCUGUUAGCAAUACAUUACAUGACCUUCAAAGCAGUAAACUAAUAAACAUUCUUAAAUGCAA
Messenger RNA from Aquila chrysaetos chrysaetos, 1157 nucleotides. It is a transcript of the gene DNALI1, whose product is annotated as dynein axonemal light intermediate chain 1. The transcript is spliced from 6 exons. Lineage: Eukaryota; Metazoa; Chordata; Aves; Accipitriformes; Accipitridae. The record is from RefSeq and is a predicted model, not a curated record. Gene Ontology annotation, molecular function: dynein heavy chain binding. Gene Ontology annotation, cellular component: filopodium; axoneme.